GGGCAGGGCAGGAAGCUGGCAGCCAUCCUGCUAGCUGGGAAGAGGGAAGCUGUGGUUGACAACCACCACGCAACCAUCCCACACCGCGCCCGUAGGAGCAUGGAGACUGGAGCUGUAUUUCCACAGCUCCCUGAGAGCGAGCCCAGGAGAGCCCCAGAGGGUGAUGGUGGGAACGGGAGCGUGGAUGAUGAUGCCACGAGCAGGAACCCCUUUGAAGGGCUGGUGAGCCACCUGCGGGCAUCCUGGCUCUCUGGGAAGACUCGACCCAUGGAAUACCGCAUGGCCCAGCUGAAGGCCCUGGGACACUUCCUGGAUGACAAGAAGCAGCAGAUCCUGGAGGCCACUGCCUCUGACUUGGGCAAGGCACCCUUUGAAGCUGAAUUAUCUGAGAUCCUCCUGUGCAAGAACGAGCUCCAUGAGACCCUGAACAACCUGUCCUGCUGGAUGAAGGACGAGCAGGUGGACAGGACUCUGGCGAUGCAGCUGGACUCUGCCUUCAUCCGCAAGGACCCCUAUGGGGUGGUGCUCAUCAUACGCGUGGCCUGGGGCCGCUUCUUCAACGCGGGGCAGACCUGCAUCGCACCCGACUACCUGCUCUGCACCAUAGAGAUGCAGGAGAAGCUGCUCCCGGCCCUGUGUAAGGCCAUUGAUGAUUUCUAUGGCCCCAACCCCCGAGAAUCCCCGGAUUUUGGCCGCAUUGUGAGUGACAAGCAGUUCCAGCGCCUCAGGGCACUGCUGGGCAGCGGGCGUGUGGCCAUCGGGGGACAGACGGACGAGGCAGAGCGCUACAUCGCUCCCACAGUGCUGGUGGAUGUGCAGCCCUUGGAUCCCAUCAUGCAGGAGGAAAUCUUCGGGCCCAUCCUGCCCAUCAUGAUCAUCACCAACAUGGAUGAAGCCAUUGACUUCAUCAACAGCCGGGAGCGGCCCUUGGCUGUGUACGCCUUCUCCUCCGAUGACAAGGUGGUGAACCAGGUCCUGGAGCGGACGAGCAGCGGAGGCUUCUGUGGCAACGACACCCUGAUGCAUGUGACACUGCCUUCACUGCCCUUUGGAGGCAUUGGGAACAGCGGCCUGGGAACACACCACGGGAAGUUCAGCUUUGACACGUUCUCCCACCACCGCGGGUGCCUGAAGCGCGGGAUGGGCUGGGAGCGUCUCAACGCCCCGCGCUACCCCCCCUACAGCCAGCAGAAAUUUGGGGUCAUCCGGGCCAUGUCCAAGGUGACACGUAAGAGUGACUGUACCCUGCUCUGAGGGUCUCCACAUCCCACUCGGAGUCUCCCCACUCAGCACAUCUCCUGCUGCUGGUCCCGGUGCUCAGGUGCAAUGAAAGCUGUUUCUCCACA
Messenger RNA from Parus major (Great Tit), 1346 nucleotides. Its product is annotated as aldehyde dehydrogenase family 3 member B1-like. The coding region runs from base 100 to 1254 and encodes 384 amino acids. NCBI's taxonomy places the organism in Eukaryota, Metazoa, Chordata, Aves, Passeriformes, Paridae. The transcript has 8 exons. The record is from RefSeq and is a predicted model, not a curated record. Gene Ontology annotation, cellular component: cytoplasm. Gene Ontology annotation, biological process: aldehyde metabolic process. Gene Ontology annotation, molecular function: aldehyde dehydrogenase (NAD+) activity.